UACAGCCAUCACAAAAAAAUUCACUCAGAAACUCAAACAAUGGCUUCUGCUGCUGCACCCUCCACUCUCAGCCUCCCCCCACCGCACCCCCAAGACCUCCACCGCUCCUCCGCCACCACAUUUUCCCUCUCCUUCAGGAAGCCCACCAAAGAAAACCCUCUCUUCUUCACUCCGGCCGCGAACAAUUUCUCCUUCUACCCAUUGGUUCUGCAGUGCAACAGAGCAUCUGAAAAUGGACGCUUGUCGAAAUCAAUCGUCUCCGCCGCUCUGGCCGAGGCGGAGCUGGAGGAAGACGCCGUGGAAGAGGAGCAAGUUGGCGGCGGCGGCGGUGUUGCCGUUGCCACGAAGCCCAAGAAAGGCAAGGCUGCCUUGCCUUUGAAGAGGGACAGAACAAGGUCGAAGAGAUUUCUGGAAAUUCAAAGCCUGAGAGAAAACAAACAGGAGUACGACCUGAAAACAGCAAUGUCAUUGCUCAAGCAAACCACAAGCACGAAGUUUGUUGAAUCGGUUGAAGCGCAUUUCCGCCUCAACAUUGACCCGAAGUAUAACGAUCAACAACUGAGGGCAACUGUAAAUCUUCCCAAGGGAACUGGUCAAACUAUUAAAGUUGCUGUUCUUACGCAAGGUGAAAAGUUCGACGAGGCGAAAACUGCAGGAGCAGAUAUAGUUGGUGGAGAGGAUUUGAUAGAACAGAUAAAAGGAGGAUUUAUGGAUUUCGAUAAAUUAAUUGCUACACCGGAUAUGAUGCCUAAGGUUGCAAGUCUAGGAAAAAUUCUUGGACCGAGAGGACUGAUGCCAAACCCUAAAGCUGGUACAGUGACUACGAACAUACCACAGGCUAUAGCGGAAUUCAAGAAAGGGAAAGUCGAAUUCAGAGCUGAUAAAACCGGGAUUGUUCACUUACCUUUUGGGAAGGCAGAUUUUUCAGAGGAAGAUCUUAUGAUUAACUUUCUUGCUGCUGUGAAAUCAGUAGACUCGAACAAGCCAUCGGGGGCAAAAGGUGUGUACUGGAAAAGUGCGCAUAUAUGCUCUUCAAUGGGGCCGUCGAUUCGGUUAAACAUUAGAGAUAUGCUUGAUUACAAGCUUUCUUGAAAUGCUUUCUGGGCUAUACAUAACACUUGUAAAGUCUUUCUCGUUUGUUGAAUUAACUCGAGCUUCUGAUUUUCAAAAAAUGGUAGUGUAGAAUAGGAACGUAGACGAAAAAAAAAAAAAAAAGGAGAUUUAAUGAGCCUUUUUCCUCUGCCAAAAUUAGUGGUGAAGCUCUCAAGUUCCCAAAAUAUGUUAAAUUUUGUUUUUUGAUGUGA
Molecule: messenger RNA, 1304 nt
Organism: Erythranthe guttata (spotted monkey flower)
Lineage: Eukaryota; Viridiplantae; Streptophyta; Magnoliopsida; Lamiales; Phrymaceae
Product: Ribosomal protein L1p/L10e family
Biological process (GO): translation
Cellular component (GO): large ribosomal subunit
Molecular function (GO): RNA binding; structural constituent of ribosome
Source: RefSeq, a predicted model, not a curated record